AUGGACUACAUACAUGCAGUCAAAGAAUACAUGGACCAACGCGACGAGGCCAUGUCUUUCAAGUGCAAAGGCGGCAUGAUGGACUGCGACGGUGACCGACGAGAAUUCGCGCGAGCGCAAGCGCAAAGUUUGUCGGAGCGUUUGGAAAGAGGCGAAAAAAGGACGGACUGUACGGUGGAAGAGGCGUGCACGGACAACAUUUUAGGCGCCGCGUUAGCUGGAACGAGCGGAUUUACCACCUCGGAGAAGUUUGAGAAGCUUGGUCGACCGGAGUUGGCGGACGCUCCAAACGCGAGUAGGCCGAAUCUCGGCUUUUAA
Messenger RNA from Bathycoccus prasinos, 318 nucleotides. RefSeq lists its product with no specific name. The coding region runs from base 1 to 318 and encodes 105 amino acids. The transcript has a single exon. The record is from RefSeq and is a predicted model, not a curated record. Lineage: Eukaryota; Viridiplantae; Chlorophyta; Mamiellophyceae; Mamiellales; Bathycoccaceae.